This is a messenger RNA of Pelobates fuscus (common spadefoot toad), 4904 nucleotides long. It is a transcript of the gene CPNE2, whose product is annotated as copine 2. Gene Ontology annotation, cellular component: plasma membrane. Gene Ontology annotation, biological process: cellular response to calcium ion. The transcript is spliced from 16 exons. NCBI's taxonomy places the organism in Eukaryota, Metazoa, Chordata, Amphibia, Anura, Pelobatidae. Gene Ontology annotation, molecular function: calcium-dependent phospholipid binding. Bases 414 to 2048 code for a protein of 544 amino acids. The record is from RefSeq and is a predicted model, not a curated record.
GAGCUCAGAAACAGCUCAGUAACCUGGAGGAAAGAGAGCUCAGAGACAGCUCAGUAACCUGGAGGAAAGAGAGCUCAGAGACAGCUCAGUAACCUGGAGGAAAGAGAGCUCAGAGACAGCUCAGUAACCUGGAGGAAAGAGAGCUCAGAGACAGCUCAGUGAUUUCUGCUGUUGUGAGAAUUUACUAUCAGAUCACCAGGAUUUAGACACAUAUCACUCGUAGAUCACUAGGAGUCAGACACAGAUCACUAUCAGAUCACCAGGAUUUAGACACAGAUCACUAGUAGAUCACCAGGAGAUCCAGUCCCCAGCCCGGGGUGUCGCCCAUGGACGUGGUUUGUGGAUAGAGUUCCUGUGUUCGAGCCUGGAGCAACCGAGUGAGCAGAAAUUAUCGUCGGGCAUUACUGCGACCAAUGGCGUACACCUACACCAGUUCUAGUGCCGGCCCCGUUGGGUCUCAGUAUUGUGUCUGCAGAGUGGAACUCUCCGUUAGCUGCCAAAAUCUUCUGGACAGAGAUGUGGCCUCCAAGUCUGACCCAUUUUGUGUUUUAUUUUUGGAAGUGAAUGACAAAUGGACUGAGAUUGACAGAACAGAAACAACAGUAAAUAAUUUAAAUCCAGUAUUUGCCAAGAAGUUUAUCAUCAACUAUCACUUUGAAGAAGUGCAGAAGUUAAAAUUUGCAUUGUUUGAUCAGGACAAGUCGAGCACACAACUCUACGAACAUGACUUCCUAGGGGAAUUUUCAUGCACUCUUGGAUCGAUUGUCUCCAGCAAGAAGAUUACGCGACCCCUGGUUUUGGGGAAUGGGAAGCCAGCAGGGAAAGGCGUUAUAACGAUCAUUGUUCAAGAGUUGUCUGAUAACAGGGUGAUCACCCUCAAUAUGUCUGGGAGGAAACUCGACAAAAAGGAUCUAUUUGGGAAGUCUGAUCCAUUUUUAGAAUUCUACAAACAAGGCGAUGACGGGAAAUGGAUGCUGGUUCAUAGAACAGAGGUGAUAAAAUAUACCCUGGACCCAGUGUGGAAGCCCUUCACUGUGCCCUUACAAUCGUUGUGCAAUGGGGACAUUGAAAAACCGAUAAAGAUUGUGUGUUUUGAUUACGACAAUGAUGGAGGACAUGACUUCAUUGGAGAAUUUCAAACUACAGCGAUCAAAAUGUGUGAGGCUCGUGAUUCCACUGCCGUAGAAUUUGAUUGUAUCAAUCCAAAGAAACAAAAGAAAAAAAGAAGCUACAAGAAUUCUGGAAUGAUUAUUAUCAAAUCGUGUAAGAUUACAAGGGAUUAUUCAUUCCUUGACUACAUACUUGGAGGCUGUCAGCUGAUGUUUACAGUUGGAAUUGACUUCACAGCAUCAAACGGUAACCCACGAGACCCAUCAUCCCUGCAUUACAUCAACCCCAUGGGGACAAACGAGUACCUUUCAGCAAUGUGGUCGGUUGGACAAAUCAUUCAGGAUUAUGAUUCAGAUAAGUUGUUUCCGGCAUUGGGUUUCGGUGCUCAGUUGCCCCCAGACUGGAAGGUAUCUCACGAGUUUGCAAUUAAUUUCAACCCUACUAGUCCUUUCUGCUCAGGAGUAGAAGGCAUUAUAGAUGCGUAUUCUGCUUGUCUUCCCAAUAUACGUUUUUAUGGACCAACUAACUUCUCACCAAUAAUUAAUCAUGUUGCGAGAUUUGCAGCCCAAGCAACUCAACAAGAUUCAGCAGCGCAAUAUUUUAUCCUGCUAAUUAUAACAGACGGGGUUAUUAGCGACAUGGAUGAGACUCGGAAUGCUAUAGUGCAGGCGUCCAAGCUACCAAUGUCAAUUAUCAUCGUCGGUGUGGGGAAUGCAGACUUCUCCGCCAUGGAGUUCUUGGACGGAGAUAACCGAGUGCUGCGUUCUAACACGGGUGAGGAAGCUUCACGUGACAUCGUCCAAUUUGUGCCAUUCCGCGAGUUUCGAACGGCGCCUAAAGAAACUCUGGCCAAAGCAGUUCUUGCUGAACUUCCACAGCAAGUGGUCGAUUAUUUCAAGAGCCAUAAUUUGCCUCCUAUCAAGGCUGAGGGAGUAUAGUUACUUUGGGAAAGUGCAUACAAUCCAACAACCAGCCCCAUGUGCUACUAUGAUGUCUCAAAGCAGCUUUCUGUCUGGGAAACAGCAUUGCAGGAGAAGAUUGUUUUAUAUUGAUGUCAUCUUCCCUUGGCUGUUGGACCUAUUGUAUACUAUAGUAUAUCAUUUAUAGUAUAUUGUAUAUCUAAUCUGCUCAGAAAAACAACAGGAAACAUGCACAAACACAGUGAUUGGUUUUGAUCACCAGAUACAAUACAGGCAGCAUCUCAGAAAUGACAGAUUUUUAAAGGGGAAAUAACCCCUUAGGAAAUAUGGGUUUACAUUUUAUAUAGAUCUAUAAAUUUAUUUUUUAUUUUAUAAAUCCUGUCUCUAGCAGGCUGCUUCAGAAGAAAAACUGAUGAUAUACAUUUGUAAACCAUAAAACACGAACAUGGCAACCAUCCCUCUAACUAGUCUACUAUGUCUCCACAAUUGACCUUUGGCUGGGCACCGCCUGUACGUUUUCAAUAAUGUACGGUCAGUAUAGAAUUGUACAUUUAUAGUAUAGGCCAUAACAUGAGCUGAAAUAGACUCAAGUUCACCAGUUUGAGCCUUUCACAUGCCUAUGUCAAUUCUAUUGUAUACACAUCUCAGCAGCAAGGGAUUCUGGGUAAGUUCAAGUAUUGUCAAUAGUUAUAUAUGCAGUAACCUAAAUUCUAUUGCAAACCAUGUGGUAACUGAGAUGUUAAAAGAUAUUUACACUAUUCCUUUUUCGAUAUAUUAUUGUAAUUACAUAGUGUGGUAUAAUACUUGUAAAAUGACUUUUAUUUGCUCACUGUAAGUGCCAUUUUAUUUAGAUAGAACCUGACAACUCCGCCGUGGAACAUCCAGCUGUAGUUUUUGCCUAUAAUUCUCCUUGCCCUUCAUUUCAGAGAAUUUUGGUAACUGUACUACAGAUUAUAGCAGCAGGGGCCAAGCUUGGACAGCUCUGCACCACAUUCUUCUAUAUUUUACAAGUGAUACUGGAGCCAGCAGUAACAACGCUGAAGGCAGUUAUAUGACUUUAAUUCACGAGAGAGUAGCAUAAAUUACUUUGAGAUUUAUGGAGAGAAAAUAAGGAACACAUAUACCUCAACAACCAAAAUAUGAAGAAGUAUAACCCUAGUGAUCUAACAACGUGCUACAAAUCUUCAGCACUUAGGUGUCGAUCCAUCCUUAUGUGAUGAACAAUUGCAGAAUGUCAAUUCCGAUUUAGAAAUUGUCCACAUCACCUCCUACACGACCUUGUUCUCGUACUUUCUGGAGUUGCAGAGGUGACAUGGAGCAAUUUAGAACUUAAGAAACCCAAUCAAUGUUAAGGCCCUUAUUCAGUGCCCUAUCGUGGUUUCUACCAUCAUGCCCGGUUUGUACAAUCUGUAAGCCUAUUUGUAUUUCUGGUUUUGACCUCCGUUAGUUAUCGGAAAUUUGUGUACCUCCGGAAUCCUGACCCGGCUUGUAUAUCGUACUUGCGUCUAUGUAGAAUCCUGGCCUUAGCUGGUUUCUGUCUUUGUCUCUUUUUAUUACGUUAAGUCCGGCCCCUCUAAGGCCUGGUGAUACGUCUAAUAUUGCCUCUCCUUUUUGGGUUUCCCAUAUCCUGUGAGUUUGGAUAUACUCCCCGUGACACAAAGCUAAAUAAAUACAUCUAAGAUGUUAACAAUUGGCUUGCACUGAUCCUACAUGCAUUUGAUUUUGCCCUUCAUAUUUUUUUUCUCCCGUUCCUAGUUAUAGCCAAUUUUAGGUGCUACCUUAUGAAAUCCCUGUAUGAAUUGCACUGUCCCUUCAAACCUCUUUGUUAAAAUAAUGUAUACUGCAAGCUAGUACUGUGCUAUAAAAUAAAUUGGGAUUUUGCAGUGAACACCAAAAAAAAAACGAACGGUAAAACCUACAAAGUACAAAUGUUAAUUGCAGGGGAUCAUAGUGCGUGUACAGUCAACCUGCAGAACGGAGACUAAACUCAGAAUAGCUUUAUCCCCAAACAUCACUCUUUUUGUAAAUAUAACUAAUUUGUUUCUAACUUACUGCAAUUCACUAUUUAGUGAACGCAUCACUUGCAUGUUGUGUCUGUAUUUAUAUGUAAAUGUAUUGCAUGUUUCACGUGUAUUGCAUUCACUCCUAGUAGCAAUGAAACCACCACAUCACCUGUGUGUUUUUAAUCCCACUAUUCCCAUAUAGAAUGAAAUUAGGCUCUAUAAGGCCAAACAACACUUCUCUCCAUUCAUCUCUUAAUGGAAUCCAUUUUACUCCCCAAAAAUGUCUUAACAGUAAGUGAUGAGUUAUAUACGCAAGAUUUUAAAGAAAGGCAGAUUUAUUCGGACAUAAAUGCCAGGUACAGGGAUCAUAACAAGAUCAUGAAAUUUUAAUAUAUUUUAUAAACAUUUUUUUCUUAAUUAUAUUUUGUUUCUUCGAUCUUCUUGAAAAGCAUUAUAUAGCAAAUUGUAGACCAUUGCUACAGUUCCUACUUUUUAUAUUGCAAAAAAAUCCCAAAAUGCUUCAAUUGAUAUCCCCUCUGAAACAAAAUUAAUUAAUCCCAAGUCCUGCUGAAUACCCUGGGCACGGUUCCCUAAACUCUCUCUAUCUUGUUUAAACUCACAGCAGGUAAUUUGAUGGCCCUUCGGAGUCUGCCAUAUUAUAUAAAUACACACUGCCAAAACCAUAUGCCAAUAUAUUUCUAAGCACUAUGCAAUAAACAUUUAUAGUUACCCGCUAUGUCUUUUUAUUUAUAAAAAAAUAAAAAAAAUCCAUUCAUCCUCCAAUUAAGCCAUUAACUAAUAGAAUCACAUUAAACACAGUUAUUAUGAUGCGGUGAAGUAACCUACAGAGCUUACGAUUUCCUACAAAGCU